Lodderomyces pseudojiufengensis is the source of this 819-nucleotide messenger RNA. RefSeq lists its product as uncharacterized. Bases 1 to 819 code for a protein of 272 amino acids. The transcript has a single exon. The record is from RefSeq and is a predicted model, not a curated record. NCBI's taxonomy places the organism in Eukaryota, Fungi, Ascomycota, Pichiomycetes, Serinales, Debaryomycetaceae.
AUGCGUAAGCAACUACUUCUCAUAUGUGCAUUCUAUACUCAUAUUGCUUUUAGUUUAAAUAAAGAAGUUGAAGAAACUGAACCAACAUUAUUUACCACUCAAGUAUUAAGUUGGAAUGAAGAUAGAAAUCAACGAACAAAAUUAGAGACAGCCAAAAGAAAUGAAGUAUUUCAAAAUCAACAAUUAAUAAUGGAUCACAAUCAACAAGCAAAUCAAGCAGUUGCAGAACCAGAGUUUUUAGCCCAAGGUUCCACUUUUGGUAAAAAAGGUGGAUUUAAAGGAGAUAAAAGUGCUAAAGGACCCAAAUGGCAUCUUGGUGCUGGAAUGUAUAUGAAUAAAGAUGUGAAUAAAGGUGCUACUGUUAAAGAAACUACUUUUAUCCCAGUAAAACCAAUUAAACAACCAACAGUAGUUAAGGAAGAAAAGCAAACUGAAGAUUAUUCUAGUUCAGGUUCAUCUUCAGAUGAUGAUGAAGAGGAUCUUAAAAAAAAAUUAUUGAAAAGAAAGAAGAAAAAAUUUAGUUUAUUUAGUGUUAAUGAUUUGGUUGAUUCAGUUAAUGUUGACAAACUUGAUGAUUAUGGUGUAGAAGAAAGUGACGAGGAAAUUCAAGAAUUUCAAUUUGGAGAUGAUAUUUUGAGUAAAUUAGUGGUUAAAGUGGUUGAUAAUUCUACAAACAUUACUACGUUCAAAUAUACUGAUACUGUGCUCGAAAAUGAUGAUGCUAGUUUUGUAAAUGAGAAUGCAGACCUAGCGUCAAAAGCUGUUAACUUGAGUACUGAUCUAUUGCUAAUGGUUUGGUUACUCAUUGCUAUAAUCUAA